AUGCAAGUCGGAGGGACGCAGAUGGGGACUUCUGAAGCUUGGAGUGGAGACAGCGUGGGGACUUCUGACUGGCCGUCGCUGCUCUUCCACUUCACAGUCAAGCGCAACUCCAUGCAUUUGUACGGACGUUCCGAGUUCUCCAUGUACGCCAGUCCCGUUGCAUCGUCCGAUACGACCAGCGUCCUGUUUGACGCGUUCGCAACGAUUGACGACCCCACGGCGGUGUACAACUAUACACUUGUGAAUGGCGUGUCUUAUUUGCAGCGAAAUCCUCGGGUCGCUGGCUCCUCGCUUUCUCCAUCGGUCCGCUGUCUUCGAUCAGAUUUCAGCGGCUUUCCACCGUUACAUUCGAUUCUCAAUGCUUUGAACGAAGCUCUGCCGGUGACCGAGCUCUCUGGAAGCAUGGGGAGUACGAUCAAAUGUGAAGCAGGAAGCAUUUUUAAGGUGUCGGUAGAUGACUUUGAUUUCGCUUUGUGUGCAUCGCAAGACGUGGGCUUCAAGAUGUAUGGGGUUGACAUGGACAUUGAAGUCGAGUAUCUCGACACUCGCGUACAUAUCGUGGCUCCAGUCAUCCAGGCUGACGAUGAUAACGAUGACGACGAGUGCGAAGCUGACGUGUUGUUGAGCGCGGUGACACCGAUUGGCAAGUCGCUACUCACUGGAACGAUGGUAUUAACAAACAAAAGGAAAUUGGCACCUGCGAUAGCGUUUCCUUUCGAAGAUGAUGUUGCGUGCACGUGCAAAUCAAAACGUCGUCCGUGCAUUUUCAUCCAUGGACUAGGAGUGAAAAAGAGCUCGCCGAUGAAUCUGGACUCGUUGCCAUACUGGGGACCAAUUGCUGACCACGCUCCUUGUUGCUCGUCGAUGAAGUAUGCACAUCUGAAUACAGUCAACCACUCGUGGGCACAAGCUUCUCAACAGCAGGCGGUGUGCGACCGCGCUCUUGCAGUGAGCAACAGCAGCACCAAUUCCACUAUUAGGGAUACGAUCGUUGUGACUCAUUCGAUGGGAGGCCUAUUUAUAGGUGGUGCGAUCGCUAGUGGCAGGUGUAAGUUGGAUCCAAGCUCAACAUGGGUGAGUAUCGCAGCACCCAUGUCAGGAAGCAUGGGCUCUGACUUUGCUCAAGACGUGUGCAAUGGAGAGUCCAAUGUCUUUAUGGAAAAGAUCGCUGAGUUUAGGCAGCAGUGCCCAGUAAACGUGGCUACGAAGUCUGUGGCGUACGAGAACGGUGAGCACAGCUUCCCGAAGCUUAACAAAGCGUACAAAUCUGUUCAACAGGCAUAUCGGAAGCACGUUUCAGCUGCCAUGUGUAGCAACAGCUAUUCGGGGCUUUUGUCGACAUACCAAGCAAGGUUUUGGUUUAUCGGCCGAUUCGUUCCUCAUAAAUCCGAAGAAAACGACGGAACAGUUGAGUAUGCAAGCUGCACAAAAGGGUUGGAGGAGUCAAAGUUCGAAACCGAUUACAGGAGCCGCUUCUAUCGAACGAAGUUGAACCACUUUGACAUGCAGUUUCAAAGCGGUGACGGGUUGCUUAAUAAGGCAAAGAUGCCCGUGAAAUGGUUCGAAUGUCUGCUGUAG
Peronospora matthiolae is the source of this 1578-nucleotide messenger RNA. NCBI's taxonomy places the organism in Eukaryota, Oomycota, Peronosporomycetes, Peronosporales, Peronosporaceae. The record is from the annotation of a GenBank genome assembly.